Molecule: messenger RNA, 3574 nt
Organism: Ornithorhynchus anatinus (platypus)
Lineage: Eukaryota; Metazoa; Chordata; Mammalia; Monotremata; Ornithorhynchidae
Gene: TMPO
Product: thymopoietin
Exons: 4
Coding region: 120-2189 (689 amino acids)
Molecular function (GO): DNA binding
Source: RefSeq, a predicted model, not a curated record
GAGGGGGGGCCGGGCCGCCGCCGCCGCUGCCGCCGCUUCGUGGCCCUGCCGAGGGCUGUCCGGACGCCGGAGCGGGACCCCGGAGGGGCCGGUGAGGGGCCGCCGCGCCCGCCGACAAGAUGCCGGAGUUCCUGGAGGACCCCUCGGUGCUGACCAAAGACAAGUUGAAGAGCGAGCUGAUCGCCAACAGCGUGGCCCUGCCGGCGGGGGAGCAGCGCAAAGACGUCUACGUGCAGCUCUACCUGCAGCACCUCACGGCGCGCAACCGGCCGCCCCACGCCGCCGGCCUCAACAACAGGGGCCCCCCCGACUUCUCCAGCGACGAGGAGCGGGAGCCCACCCCCGUCCUCGGCGCCGCCAGGAGCCGCGCCGCCGGCAGGAAAGCCACAAAGAAAACUGAUAAGCCCAGACCAGAGGAGAAAGAUGAUCUAGAUGUAACUGACCUCACUAAUGAAGACCUUCUGGAGGAACUGGUGAAAUACGGAGUGAACCCUGGUCCUAUUGUGGGAACCACCAGGAAGCUGUAUGAGAAAAAGCUGCUGAAGCUGAGAGAACAAGGUCCCGGAUCAAGGUCGUCCACACCUCUUCCAACAGUUACUUCAGCAGCAGAAAAUACUAGACAGAAUGGAAACGAUGACUCUGAUCAGUACAGUGACAAUGAAGAAGGGAAGAAGAAGAAAGAACCCAAGAAAGUGAAGUCCACUAGGGAUUCUGUCCCUAUUUCUGAAUUUUCAACUCCUCCCUCUGGUGGAUUUUUUCAGUCAGUUUCUUUUCCUGCGGUCUCUUCCCGGCCUCCUUUGGGCUGGACAGAAUUGCAGACUAGCUCUCAGGCAGGUGAGAGCGUGCAUUCUUCUGAAAGAGACCCUCCCAGGGAGCCUCUCAGUUCUACAAGCUUACCCGGUACAGGCCAUGUAGAAGAAUUGGGGCAUGGGAGAGAUUUUUUCGGUUUUCCUAAAUUUAGCCAUGACAGGUUCAUGGGAACGAAUCUGUUGUCUACCCACCACGAUCUGGCUUCUUUGCUGGUUUCUGCUGCAGCUAAGACCUCACGCUCUCCUACGGUGGUGACUAAACCCACCCCUCCAAGCUUCACAAAGCAGAAGGAACAUGUUUUUUGUGGAGAGAUGGGUGGGCUUCAGCCAGCACCCCACGUAAGGUCAAGCAGUUCUGACCACUCGAUCGUUGCCAAAGAGUGGACUGGCUCAAGCGAACCUGAGAGCUCACAGAUGAUUUCUCCACCCCUUGCUCAGGCCAUUAAAGAGUAUGUAGAUUACCUCUUGAAACAGGGAGGAGCAGAUAGUUUGCCUGGGACUUCUAGGCAUAAGAUGACAGUCGACCCUACCGUUCCCCCUCAAAACCCUGAACUCCUCUGCUCUCCUCAAAAGCCUCCCAAGUUAAGUGAGAGACCAGCUGAAGAGGGGGGCUUAGCUGAUGUUUGUGCUUUUCAAGAUUCUCUGGUAGGUGAGCGAGAAGCACCUUCUGCCUUUGCUAAAAAUAUUAUAUCGCAAUCACUCACUACUUUGGGCAUCGAAUCAGCUAAGGGACUUCGGCAUGAGACGUUAGGGAGCUCAGUGCCGUCCUUUCCCCUACACGACUCCAUUGUAAGAGUCAUUCAUCAGGAAUGGAAUCAGAUUGAUAGGCCAUUUCCAUCUAUGUCCCACAAGUACCCCGUUUCUUCGAAAGAAGCAGUACAAUUAUUUUCAGUUCCCAAAGUGGACUAUGAAGUCCUGGAGCUAACAUCUGAGGCAGCUCAUCCAGCAGAUAAUAGGACAACUGCAACUGAUUCUUGUGAUAAGGAUGUUGAACUUGCCCUCUGUAGGGCAUAUGAGGCCGCAGCCUCAACAUUGCAGAUUGCAACCCAUUCUGCUUUUGUAGCUCGAGCUAUGCAAGCGGACAUUAGGCGUGUUGCGCAGCUCCUCAGCGCCGAUCCUAACCAGGUACCCGAGGCGCUUGGCAUAUUAAGCAAAACCUACGAUGCGGGUUCAUUCCUCUGUGAUGCUGCAUUUGAUGAAAUACAGAUGGCUGCUUGUGCCAUGGGCUCCUCUACCACUGGGCGUCGGCAUCUCUGGCUGAAGGGUUGCAAUAUUAAUUCAGCUUCUAAGAAGAAACUGGCAGUUCUGCCCUUCCGAGGGGGGACGUUAUUUGGCGGGGAGAUUGGCAAAGUGAUUAAAAAGAGAGGGAAUCGAAAGUGAUGAUAGAGAUGAGAGUUCAUGAGAUUGACUACUGUCCCACCUACUAUAUUAGUAUCCCAGAAGCUUGGCUAGGUACAUCCUUAUAGUACAGAUUAGUUUAAAACAUCCUUUGUUUUUUUAAUAGAGGAUGAAGAGCUUUUCAGGGCUUAGCUACAACCUUUUAAUUUUUUUUUGCAAUUUAUUGCCAGGUUACUGUUUUGUAAUAUAUCAAUCCAGGCACCUGGUCUUGCAGCCUAGGUAGAAGACAGGCUGGUAGAACAUUUGGGGAUAGGAAGCAUAUAUAAUUUUCACCUAAACACUUCAGCUCUACCAAUUUCAUUUCCCUAAUAUAAUUUUCUUCUUCUGCAAAACUGAGUACCAGUAGCAAGUUUGAUCUUUGAAAAACAAUCGUUAUAAAUGUCAGAGAAAUUUAAAAAUCAAAUAUGUCCUAAUUUUUACAAAUACAUGGAGACCAAAUUAAACUCGUAUAAAUAUUUGAUGCAAAAUUUCAUUAUUUUUCCCUAGAUUGUCUCCGAAUAGUGCUUCAAGCUUAACUGACGGUUUUUAAUUAUAACUGUGACUUCUGUUAAGCAAAAUUCACAGUUUUGAAGAUAGGCUUCAUGCUAUUUUGAAUUGUUUAAAGUAAUGAUAUACCUGUCUUUAGAAUUUCCCCUUGAAGGACUGAAAAGAACAGGGUUGUUUUGGGUGGGAGGGACAUUUUGGCUUUUUUGGAUGAAACAUCUCCCCCCAAAGCAUAAACAUUUUUAAGCUCAAAGUUUAAAAUUAACUUUUAAAUGCAUCUCAGUUUUAGGCGGGAAGGUAAGUGGAAUUCCAAAAAGAUAUUCAGACAGCUUUAUACAGAGGAGGGAUUUUUUUCUGUCGGUUUUCUGAUUGGCAGUUUGAAGAAAACUGAAGACACUAGGGGAAAAUUUAACGACAAUGUGCGUUAGGUAGUAGUUUCUAUACGAAAUUGGGAAUUGUGUGUUUUUAGGAGAAAAUAGGUAGCCUUAGGGCUGUGCAGUUUACUUUCGGGCUAGGCAGAGUACAGUGUUUGGGGAAAGGAUAAAGUCCUUACAGUCAGAUUCUUAUUCUUUUUUUCAUGAAGCUGGAGUUUAGGAGUAGGUGCAUUUUCAUAUAUCUCAAGCUAUGGGAGAACAUUAAUAAUGCAUAACACUGAAAAUCUAUUUACUUGGGUACGUACAACCCAAAGCUCAUUUUAUUUGUUUUUGGGGGGGAUUUUUUUCCCCACACUUACUACCUAGGAACUAUCUUUGUAUAUUUGAAAUCUUUAUUUCUAUCCUCUGAAUCCUCUCGUAUGUAUGUACUAUCAAAUGCUAUACAAACUGUAAAACUGUAGAAUGUUUCUGCAAAUUCAAUAAAGUCUCUAAAUUUGAAAAGAAAAAAAA